AUGAUAAAAAACCCUAAUCCUUUGAAUGCGAAUGAACCAAAAUUAGGAAUUUAGAUUACAUAGCGUAAGAUGUUAGCAGAAGUAGUAAAUAAUAAGACAGUUGAGAAUGCAAAAAUAACCGAUAUUUGCUUUAACAAUUAGAAAUAUAAAACAUAAUUAGCGAGUAUAGAUAUUUCUGGAGUUUUGAAAAUUUGGGAUGUUGCAUAAAAUAGAUUGAUUUAAUAAUUUCAUGCUUCAAAUAUGUGGCUUACAACAGUGGAUGUAGAAAAGUAAGAAGGAAAGAAAGUAGCAUGUGGAACUUUAGAUGGGAAAGUUUUAGUUUAUGAGUAAAUAUAAUAAACAUAAAAAUAAGAAUAAAUCAAAGUAAUAAAAAAGGAAAGAGCUUUAGCAAAGAUAAACCUAACAUUGAAUUGUUUGGUCACUCAGGUUCAAUAUAAUGUGUUUAAUUUUUGAGUCCAUAAUAUAUAAUUGUAUAGAAAAUAAUAUUAUAUAGGCAGGAUCAACAGAUUCAUUAGUAUCAUUGUGGGAUUUGGAAAACCCUUAAAGAUAUUUAGCCAUUCAUUAAUAGCAUACAGGUGAUGUUCUAUCUUUACAUGCUUAUGAAAAUGAUAGCAAUAUAUUUAUAUCUGGUUCUAGUGAUUUAACUUGCAAAAUCUGGGAUAUAAGAGUUAAAAAACCUGUUUAAGCAGAAUAUAAAGGUAAUAAUUAAAUUUUAAAUAGGUCAUGAAUCAGCAGUAAAUACAGUGAAAUUUAUUCAAAUGCCUUAGCCAACUACAUUUGUUACUGGAAGUGAUGAUGCAUCAAUUAAUUUAUGGGAUUUAAGAAUGAAAGAUCCAAUUGUAUCAUUUUAAGAUAGUUGUUACUAUGAUUCUAUUUAUUCCAUUGCUAUUUCAUUAAGUGGAAGAUAUAUAUUUGCAGCUAGCGAGAAUUCAACUUUGAAAGUCUUUGAUGUUUUAGGAGAUACUGAUAUAUAUACUAAUUUAGAUGUUGGACUUUAGUAAAAUGAUGGAUUAAUCAAAUCAAUUGAUAUAUCAGCAGAUGGUUAUGCUUUGGGAAUGGCAUUAGGAACGAAAAGCAAUCAUAAAGAUUUAUUAGUAAUUAUGUGAUUAUAUAAAUAUAUAAAUUAGUUAUAAUAAUAAAGGAUAAUAUGCUUAUUUUUUUGCACUUAACGUUAGUGUCCUUUGCAUAGAAGUAUUUUUGAUUUAAGAUUAUUAAGACCACCAGUUCUAUUUGGUUAUGAUGUAUAAGGACAAAUUUGUGAAAUGGGAGUUGCUGAUUGUCAACCAACUUAAUACAUUCCAUGUGAAUUUGGAUAUUUCUUAUAUGUUGACGCUUUAAAUUAAAAAAAUUGUUUACCUUGGUAUUUAGAUUAACUAAAAUAGCCCAUAUUUUCUGUUUUAAGACCAGUUGAACAUAUUAUGUGGAGAUUGUUUGGAGGAUCCUUACAAUUGGUAAAAGUCUAGAGCUUGUACAUAUAAUUAUAGAAUUCAAACAGGAAUUGAAAGGUAGGUUUAUUUAAGAGAAAAUGUUUAGAAAACUAUAUUCUUUAUAUAAGAAAAGGCAACAAAUAUUGUAAAUCUAAUAAGACCUGUAAAAUUUAAAUAUGAAUUAUAAAUUUGUGAGGGAUGUAGUUAAUUUUGUGUUUUAGAACAAAAUAAAGUUAAUAGUGAUGAAGGAGAUGAAGGAAAUAAUGAUGAAGGAAAUGAUGAAAAUAAUGAUGAAGGGAAUGAUGAAAUUAAUAUUGGAGGAGAUGAAAUAGAUGAAGGUGAUGAAGGAGAUGAAGGUUUAUCCUGUUAUGAUAAUAAUUAAUAAGAUAAUUUAUACAAUGGAAUUCUGUGUUAAGAUCAUUAUUAUUAUAUUGAUAAUGAAUGUAGANUUUAUAUCUGGUUCUAGUGAUUUAACUUGCAAAAUCUGGGAUAUAAGAGUUAAAAAACCUGUUUAAGCAGAAUAUAAAGGUAAUAAUUAAAUUUUAAAUAGGUCAUGAAUCAGCAGUAAAUACAGUGAAAUUUAUUCAAAUGCCUUAGCCAACUACAUUUGUUACUGGAAGUGAUGAUGCAUCAAUUAAUUUAUGGGAUUUAAGAAUGAAAGAUCCAAUUGUAUCAUUUUAAGAUAGUUGUUACUAUGAUUCUAUUUAUUCCAUUGCUAUUUCAUUAAGUGGAAGAUAUAUAUUUGCAGCUAGCGAGAAUUCAACUUUGAAAGUCUUUGAUGUUUUAGGAGAUACUGAUAUAUAUACUAAUUUAGAUGUUGGACUUUAGUAAAAUGAUGGAUUAAUCAAAUCAAUUGAUAUAUCAGCAGAUGGUUAUGCUUUGGGAAUGGCAUUAGGAACGAAAAGCAAUCAUAAAGAUUUAUUAGUAAUUAUGUGAUUAUAUAAAUAUAUAAAUUAGUUAUAAUAAUAAAGGAUAAUAUGCUUAUUUUUUUGCACUUAACGUUAGUGUCCUUUGCAUAGAAGUAUUUUUGAUUUAAGAUUAUUAAGACCACCAGUUCUAUUUGGUUAUGAUGUAUAAGGACAAAUUUGUGAAAUGGGAGUUGCUGAUUGUCAACCAACUUAAUACAUUCCAUGUGAAUUUGGAUAUUUCUUAUAUGUUGACGCUUUAAAUUAAAAAAAUUGUUUACCUUGGUAUUUAGAUUAACUAAAAUAGCCCAUAUUUUCUGUUUUAAGACCAGUUGAACAUAUUAUGUGGAGAUUGUUUGGAGGAUCCUUACAAUUGGUAAAAGUCUAGAGCUUGUACAUAUAAUUAUAGAAUUCAAACAGGAAUUGAAAGGUAGGUUUAUUUAAGAGAAAAUGUUUAGAAAACUAUAUUCUUUAUAUAAGAAAAGGCAACAAAUAUUGUAAAUCUAAUAAGACCUGUAAAAUUUAAAUAUGAAUUAUAAAUUUGUGAGGGAUGUAGUUAAUUUUGUGUUUUAGAACAAAAUAAAGUUAAUAGUGAUGAAGGAGAUGAAGGAAAUAAUGAUGAAGGAAAUGAUGAAAAUAAUGAUGAAGGGAAUGAUGAAAUUAAUAUUGGAGGAGAUGAAAUAGAUGAAGGUGAUGAAGGAGAUGAAGGUUUAUCCUGUUAUGAUAAUAAUUAAUAAGAUAAUUUAUACAAUGGAAUUCUGUGUUAAGAUCAUUAUUAUUAUAUUGAUAAUGAAUGUAGAGAAUGUUAAUAAAAUUGCAAAUCUUGUAAUUCUAAAAAAUGUAUGAGUUGUAAUGAUGGAUAUUAUUUGGAUUCAUCAUCAUUUUGUUAAAUGUGCUAAUAGGGAUGUUUAAAAUGUGAAUAUUCAGUUUAUGAUAAUGUGUUGUUAUGUUUAUAAUGUUCAAAAGUAAAUGGAGAAUAUUUAAUUGAAACAACUGAUUUUUAAAAUUGUUAACUUUGCGAAUAUUAAUGUGAAAGAUGUGAAUAUAUAGCUUACAUUUAUUAUAAUGAUGCAAAUGAUAUUUAUUUAGAAUAUGGUACCAGAGAUCAAUAUUAUGAUCCUUACAACAAUUAUAUACUUAGAUGUAGAUAAUGUGUUUCAUCAUCGUAAUUUAUUUCUUAUGAUGGGUAAACAUGUGAAGAAUGCAUUAUUUCAAAUUGCUAAUAGUGCUAUUAUGAAUUAAAUAAAGGCACUACUCUAGAUAUUGAUUUUAUUCCAACUUAUUCUCCAAAAAGUUCAGAUAUGUUAUGUUAUUUAUGCUAAGAAGGAUAUUAUCUACAAAUAGAUAAAAAAGCAUGUAUUAAAAUAUCAGAUGUCCCUACUCCUGAAUGUAGUUCUUACAAUGAAGGUGAGAAUUCAAAAUGCACAUUAUGCAAUUAAUAUCCACUAGAUUUAUAAACUAAAGAUGAUCAAAAAUGUUUUACAACUAAAACAUGUUCUAAACUUAUUAAAAAUUGUGAGAAAUGUUUUAUUCAAAGUAGACCUGAUAGUUCAGAUUCAACUGCAGCAGCUAUGUCAAUAUGUACUUAAUGUAUUAAUGGUUAUUAUCCUGAUAUAUUUUCUGGUAAAUGCUAAAAUUGUCCAAUUAAUUGUAAGACUUGUUGGUAAUAUACUCCUAGUUAUAAUUUUACAUCCUAUUUACAAACAUAUUAAACUAUUUCUUAAGAACAGUUCUCCCUUUUCAUACUUGAACCUUUAUAAGAUACUAAAUGUACUAAAUGUUAAGAUGGAUUCACUUUAUAUGGUAAUCAAUGUAUGGGAUGUACUAGUAAUUGUAAGAGUUGUUAUGAAGAUGAUGAAAAAGCAUUCUGUUAUUAUUGUAGCUCACCAGAUCAAUAAUCUAUUGUUGCUGAUAUGAGUGAAUGUUAAGAAUGCCCAAAAUAUUGUGCUGCUUGUAGAGAUAGAAUUGAUACUGAUCCUAUUGUUAAUAGAUACUUUAAUCCUGUGAGUGACAUACUCUUUAAAUAUAGUAGAUUAUGUUAUAAAUUAAAUUAAUAAGCUAAAGAAACUCCUAAUUAUUGUGUCUUUAUUGAUAAUAAAAUUGGACUACCUGUUAGUUGUUUCCAUUCUGAUUGUCCUAAUACCAAAUAAUACAAAUGUUUUAAUAAAGAUGAAGUUAAAAUAGAUUUUGAUUGCGAUAAGGAUCUUGAAUAAAAAUAUAAUUCUGCUAAAACUAAAAUUUCUAUUAUUACAUUCUAAGAAUAAGAUUCUUUUGAUAAAUAUCUAAUUUACAAUGAAAAUACAAUUAAAGAAUUAAUUAUCAAACUAAAUUUUAUUGGAAAUACAUGCCAAUUCAAAAAAGAAUCUUAAUUUAAGUUUUCUUUUCUAUAAAAUGUUUAUUCCUUAUAAAAAGUUAAAUUAAAUAUCAACUCAGAUUUAACUACAUAAUAAUUAUGGUUAGCUACUGGAAUCAUUUCAUUUCUUGGUGUAUCUGAAGUGUAAAUUAACAAUAUUCAAAUCUAAUAUACUAAAAAUCCUAAUUUAAACACUCCAAAAGAAUUUGGAUUUAUGAUUAAAAGUUAAGAAGAAGUUUAAUUUAGUUUAUCAAACAUUGAAUUCAUAAAAGAUAAAUACCAAAAUUAAAAAUUAAUUAUAAGUGUUGAAAAUCCUAUUAAUUUUACUAUGUAAAAUGUUAAAAUUAAAAAUAUUGAAACAAAAGACUAAGUUGUCUCUUUUAACUAUAGUUUAAGUUCUCUCAACUAUUAAGAUUUUAAAAUGAUUAAUGUAGAACUAACUGAUUGUGAUUACAACUUUUCAACAUUAAUUGCUUUUACUAACAUUGCUCCAUCCCUAUUUUUGAAAAUCAGUGAUCUAAAAAUUAUACGAGGUAAUUUUGUUAGUUCAUCAAUUAUUAAAUCUAUCAUUUAAACAAACAAUUUAUUUUAUGAAAUUGAUAAACUAACAUUGAUGUUCAAUUACUUUUAAGAUAGCACUCUAUUCUCAUUAGCCAAUCUUUAAACAUCACAGUAAUUUUCUAAUAUAGAUAUACUAUAUAAUCGCUUUAUUAACAGUAAAGCAUUUCUAAUGAAUUCGUUUUAGUUUUCUCAAUUUUAUUUUGAUAAAAACAUUCUUCAAAAUAAUUCUAUUAUAUUUUAAUCUGUAAAAGAAUUAAAAACUAAUGAUUAAUUAUAAAGCUCUUUAAUGGAAUAUAAAUUUGAUAAAAUUAAAAUUGCCAAUACUAAUUGUUAUUCAAUUAACUGUUUCAUGAUUAUGAGUACUCCAAUUAAUACUUAUUCUAUUACAACUACAAUUACUUUCAGCAAUGUUUAGAUUUCUAACAUAGGAUUAUUAGACAUAACUUAAUAAUAAGUAUUUUUAACUACAUCAGCUUUAAUAAAUUGGAAUAAUUUCUAAGAUAUAAAAUUAUCAAAUUUACAGUUUGAUAAUAUUUAAGGUUUAACAAUAUUUUAUAUAUCUACAAUUAAAACUUUAACACUUACUACAUUGAAAUAUGACUGGAGUUAAUCAAAUCUUUAUUAAUAAAAAGUAAGUCCAUACAACAAUCUUAUACCAACAACAAUAGACUGUUCUGAUAAUAAAGUAACCUACUCUUCAUUUUCUUACAUUUUAUUUUUUAUUUAUUAAUUUUCAAGUAAUAUCACAAUUACUGAUGUUUUGAUCUAAAGACAAUUAUUAAUAGAUGCAUCUUUAUUUUACAUUUAAUCCUAUGAUGUAGCCUAUCUAAAUACUACAAUAGGUAACACAGCUGAGAGUAUUAAUUUAUCAGGAUUUUAAAUAUUAAAUAACUCUUUAGUAUCUACUAAAAAAGGUUUAUUUACAGGCUGUCUCAAUAUUGAAUCAAAUUAAAUUUAAAUGAUUACUAUGAAUAAUCUCAACUUUUAAAGUAAUCAUCUCUAAUAACUAAUAUCUAAAUAAACAAUUACCAUUGCUACUCUAUUUUAAAUAUCUUCACCAAAAUCAAAUAUCAAAUUGACUCAAUUAUUAUCUGAAUAUAAUCGAGCUAUCAAAAGUGAUUUCGGUUUGAUAAAAAUCGAUUGCCAAAAAAUCACAAUCACAAAUGCAACAUUUAGAUACACCAACAUGAUUGAUAAGUUAUGGGUUAAACGUAUUGAACCUAAUUAAAUAAUUACAUCUGAUGAUAUCUUGUCAUUCUUUGAAAUUAAAUCUUAUGGAGCAAUUAUGGACUUAACAACAUCUACAGCUACAAUUUCAUAGCUCUUCAUCAAUUAUACAAGAGGAAUCUAAGCUGGUAUAAAAUUGACUACUAUUUAAACAGCUAAAAUUUCAAUUAAAGAUUCUUCUUUAUAAAACAUUUUUAGUAGUCUAGAAUUGAAACAUUCAUCUAUAGGAGGAAGUUUCUAUAUUGAUUCAACAUAAUCAAGUUUAAAUUGUAUAAUGUCAAAUAUAAGUAUAAUAAAUAGUAGAGUUAGAUAAACAGGUGGCUGCAUUUAUCUUUUAGCCUCUAAUAAAAAUUAAAAUGUAACUAUAGAAAAAUCUAAUUUUCAAGAAUGUUAAGCUUUAGAGACAUCAUUUAUGAAGGUUGAUUUCCUUGCAGAUUCUGUAUUUUAAUAAGUUAGUCUACAUGAUGUGAAUGUAAUUGAUAAUAGCAUUGAUAAAUUAAUGAGUGUUGUCCCAUAAAUCUAAAUUUUUGAAUUCUUAUAUUUUCUAUAAACUAGCAGUGUUUAUACUCAAAAUAAUGGAAGGCUAAUAAUAAGUGACACAUUAUUUUAUAAAACUAAUUAUACUUCUGUUCUAUCUUUAAAUUAGUUAAAAUUGCUUUAUAUCAACAAAUUAUCAAUUCUUAAAGGAUAUUUAUUUUAUAACCCAAUUAUUUCACUAAGUUUCUUAUAGUCUGGGGGAUAAGCAUAUAUUGGUAAUUUAGACAUAAUUUAAUUUACAGAAACAGAUUAUUCAAAUAUCUAAUAAAAUUGUACUUCUUUGUUUCCUUAAUCCUUUACAUAUAUAAUCUCUGAUCAAAAUUGUGAUCAAAUCUAAUUAGUAAAAGAGUAGUUGGAUGAAAUUGAUGAUUUAGAUGAGAUAUAUGAAUAUUAUGAUGAGAAUUAAGAAAAAAUAUAUAAAACAUAAACCUCGAAUAGUAAGUAUAAUCCAACAAAUAUUUAAAAUGCAAAAUUUGAUAAAGAAUCUGAUAUAAUAGAAAUUUUGAUUACUUUAAAUGUAUAAUUAGUCAGGUGUUUGAUGAACAACAUUUUGUAUUUAAGUAAAUAAUUAAAUUUGGAUAAAUUUACAUCUUUGUUUUAUGUAAAAGAAGUGAAAGAUAAUAAUUUGAUUUAAAUAAAGAAAAUGUAAAUAGUUUAAAACCAAUGCUUUUAAUGUAGGGGAGGUUUACUUUAAGUUAGAAGUAUUUCUGAUUUUAAUACAAAAGAGUUGAUAUCUAUAUCAGAGUUUUUCUGUUAAUAUAACAUAGUUGGUUAUUAUGGCUGUGCAUCCCUGCUAUUUGAAGAAAAUAUCAAUGAUGUAACAUUAUUAUCUGAGAUAAUUGAUGAAAAUAUUAAAGGUUAAAGACUAUUGUAAUCUUCUUCUAUUGAAUCAUUGAAUCAUACAAUAAUAAUUUCUAGUUAUUAAUGCAAUAAUAAUUUAGCAAGGGCUGGAACAUGUUUAAAUUUAAGAGGUGUUACAGCAAUAAUUGAAGAUAGUUUAUUUAGUAGUAACAAUGCAUCUUUGGUUGGAGGAUCUAUCUAUUUUGAAAAUUUAGGUACUAAUAAUAUGUAUUUAUAAAAUAAUCAAUUUGUUAAUAAUUAUGCCUAAAUUGGAGGAGCAAUUUAUUUGUUAAAUUAUUAAUUAAGUAACACUGACAAAUUAAGUUUAAGUUUUGAUAAAAAUUUAGCAGAUGAUGGUGGAACUGACAUUUAGGAACUCACAAUAUAAUAAACAUUGUAAUUAAUAAAUAUUCCUUUUGCAUCUUAAACUUAUUUAAAUUAUGAUGGUGAUGAAUCUAAUGAUGGUUCAAUAGAUAAUAGCAGUGUAGUAAUUAAAGACAAUAUUACUUUGGAAUAUCAUAAAUUAGGAAAUUAUCCAGAAUUAACAAAUCUUUUAAUUUUACCAUCAGGACAAAGAAUCUCAAAGUACUUAUAUUUUUAUGAGGUUACUUAAGAAUAAGUCCCAUUCGAAUGGGUAUUUAGAAUUAUAAAUCUAAAUAGAUUUGGAGAUGUUGUAAAGAAUAGCAAACCAGAUGAAAGUUGUACAAUUGAUGGAAGAAUUUAAAAUUCAACUUCAUAUAAUGAUUAAUUAUCUUUUAGUAACAAUUUUACAGUUCCAACAAAAGUAUAUUAUAACUCAGAGAAAGGAGGAUUCGAUAUGGAUGAUUUGAUUUUGAUAUUCGAUCCUUUAUCUCCUCCAAAUUUAUAUUUGGAACUUCGAUUUACAUGUAAUUCUGUUGCAUUACCGAUAUACAAUGCAAAGCCCCCUUAUCAAAUAAUUGGAUAUAAUAAGAAUUAUGAAUUGUAUGCUAGAGUUCGUACAUUUCCAUGUUAGAUUGGAGAAGCUUAUGAUUCUCAAUAAUGUAAAGCAUGUUAAAAAUCUGAUUUAGCCUAUUCAGUAGAGGUAGGAUCUGUUUUAUGUAAAUAAAUGAAUAGAUUAACAAUGAAAACGGUCUCACCUACUGGAAUUAACUUAAUUUAAGGUUAUUGGAGACCAAUAUAUUUAAAUGAUGAGAUUGAAUAUUGUGUAAAUCUACCUAAUAAUUGUAAUGGAGGAUGGAUACCUGGUAAUCCAUCUUGUUAUACUGGACAUGUUGGAGCUUUAUGUGAAUCCUGUGAUAUAUAUAUGAUUUAAACUGAAUAAAGAUGGGCUCCAUCCAAUCCAUACAAAUGUGGAUUAUGUAAAGAUUCAGAAAGCUUUAAUAUGAUCAUUAUCAUUGCUAUAUCCGUUUUAACUAUGAUUUCAACAAUCAUGUCAGUCAAAGGAACUUUUGAAGCUCUCCAAUUAUAAAUUGUAUAAAAAGCAGCAAUCAUGAUUGGUAUAAGACUUAAAUCAAAUUCUUCCAAUUUAGCUACUAUGGUUUAAACUCUCACUAAUUAUUUUCAAAUUGUAUAAAUUGUUAUGACUUUUUAAUUACAAAUUCCAAGUGGUGUUUAAACUGCUACAUAAACAGCUGGUAAUCCAACUGGAUCUAUGGCUUAUUCACUUGAUUGUUUACUCAUCAAAAUUACUGAUAUAGAACUAUUAUAUUUUAAGAUGAUUUGGGCUUUAGUUAUGCCUUUGAGUUAUUUAGGUGCAAUAAUUUUAGGAUACCUUAUUAUUUGUAUACUUGGAAUUGCUAAAUUUUCAUAGUCAAUAAUCUAUACUGCAUUUAUUUACAUGUUCUUAUAUAUGCAUCCAACCCUUGUAUAAGGAUUUAUCUCUUAAGCUUCUAUAAGAACAAUCAGUGGUCUACCAUGGGUCAAAGCUGAUGUUGGAUAUAGAUAUGAUAGUGAUCUUCAUAAUUAUUGGAUGGCUCGUUUUAUUGGACCUAUGCUCAUUCUUUGGGUCAUUGCAUUACCUGGAUUAUUUAUGUUUAUGGUCUGGCUUAAAAGAAAAAAACUUGAUUUGAUGCAAACCAAAAUGACUCUAGGGUAUUUUUAUAGAUAAUACUCUCAUGAAAGUUAUCUCUGGGAAUUUGUUAAAAUAUUUCAAAAAGAAUUCUUUGUUAUUAUUUUAGUCUAUUAUGAAGAAUAUGUUAUCAUUAAAGGAUUACUUAUCGUUUUAGUACUUUUUAUUUAUGGAUGGUAUCAAGUUUCAGUUAGUCCAUAUCAGAGUAAAACCUUAAAUCAAACUGAUAGAUAUUCUACUAUGGUUUGUGCUGCAACACUUUGUUUGGGUAUUUUAAUGUAUGGAGCUUAAUUGAAAGAUUAUUUCUAUCUUUAAGUCAUUAUUCUAAUUAUUUUAGCAUUUUUAAAUCUUUGGUUUAUUAUAAUGUGUAUUCUUUAAAUAUUUGAAGGUUAUCUUAUUUAAUUCUAAGUAAUUAUUUAUCAUUAUUCUAUUUAUAGAAUCAAUUAGAUUUGAUUAGAGAAAAGUUGCUCAAAUCAAAACCACAAUUAUCAAAUAAAAAAGGAUUUAUUGGGAAACUACUUAUUCAUAGAGGAAAUAUGAAUAAAAGGGUAAAAAUUCUUUGGUAAUUAUUAUAAUCAAGAACUCUUACAGCUGUUAAAAUUACUAAAUUAUCUGAAGAAGUUUCAUUUGAGGAUGCCCUAGAUUAUGUUAUCAAAAAUGAAAUUGAUGAAACUUAAAUUAUGAAAUGUCCAUCAAAAAAAUAAUUUGAAAAACUAAAUAGUCAAGAAAAUGAAUGA
Molecule: messenger RNA, 10637 nt
Organism: Paramecium sonneborni
Lineage: Eukaryota; Ciliophora; Oligohymenophorea; Peniculida; Parameciidae
Source: the annotation of a GenBank genome assembly